AUGAGCCCCAACACCAAAGAUCUUUUGUCCACUCUUCUACGUACCAUUGAAGAUGGCAUCAUCCCCAUGACACGGGAGGGCGUGGCAUCCGGCUCCAAGGUUUUUGGGGCCGCUAUCCUUGCCCGAAAGGAUCUGAAGCCGCUCACCGUCGUGACAAACAAUGAGCGAGUCUCGCCGCUUCUCCACGGCGAAAUCAACUGCAUCCAGGAAUUCUUCACCAAGACCUUUCCUGAUCCGGCCGGCCGCCCCAACCCGCAGACGGACUGCAUCUUCCUGGCUACACAUGAGCCCUGCAGCCUGUGCCUGAGCGGCAUCGCAUGGUCGGGCUUUCGGGAAUUCUACUACCUGUUUACAUAUGAAGACAGCAGAGACUUGUUUGCCAUUCCGUACGACAUUGAUAUUUUGCAGCAAGUCUUUCGCGUCCCGGGCACGGAAUCGGAGGAGCAGGUUGAGAGACGGGCGCUCUAUAACCGGGAGAACAAGUUUUUUACGGGUCGGUCGCUUAUGAACUUGGUCGAGAAAUUGGAGACAAAGGAUGAGCAGGAUUAUUGGAUUGCUGAGAUUGAACGCGUCAAGGGAUUGUACAAUGCGCUGAGCGAGACGUAUCAGGAGGGCAAGAAGUCGGGGGCGCAGACAUCCAGCACCUGGAAAUAG
Akanthomyces muscarius is the source of this 654-nucleotide messenger RNA. RefSeq lists its product as uncharacterized. The transcript has a single exon. Gene Ontology annotation, molecular function: catalytic activity. NCBI's taxonomy places the organism in Eukaryota, Fungi, Ascomycota, Sordariomycetes, Hypocreales, Cordycipitaceae. The coding region runs from base 1 to 654 and encodes 217 amino acids. The record is from RefSeq and is a predicted model, not a curated record.